This is a messenger RNA of Cajanus cajan (pigeon pea), 1003 nucleotides long. RefSeq lists its product as uncharacterized. The record is from RefSeq and is a predicted model, not a curated record. Gene Ontology annotation, molecular function: box C/D methylation guide snoRNP complex binding. Lineage: Eukaryota; Viridiplantae; Streptophyta; Magnoliopsida; Fabales; Fabaceae. Gene Ontology annotation, biological process: box C/D snoRNP assembly.
AUUUUCCCUAACCUAUACCCUUCGUGGUUCGUAGUUCCUAGUCCAACAACGUGUGCAUUCGCUACCUUAAACGCCCUUCGUAACCAUCGGAGAAAGCUGACAAUAAGACAUGGCAGAGAGGAGCAAAGAGCUUCUCCAGUUUGAGCACAAGGGCACGCCCCUUUCUUCCUUAGAAUCUGCUCUUCUUGUUUCUGACAAUAAAAGAGAAUCGGAAAUUCAAACUAGGAGACUCCCCCCUCAUGGCACGCCCCUCACUGCUCCACUUCCCCCAAGCCAACUUUUAGGGAAGGUUAAAGACUUCCUAGGAGUGAUGUCAGAAGCAAAUAAACGGCUGGAACUUGAUGCAAAGGAACAUCCCGAGAAUUAUGAUAUUGAAGAGCUAACUGGGAAUGAAUCCAAAGUUAUUGAAAUGGAUUUGAUGCUUGGUGUUGCUGAUCUUCAUACAUCAGAGGCGGUGGCUGCUGCUGAAUCUGCAAUUUCCACUUGUCAGCCAGUGAUUCCAUUGGCUGCUGAUGGUAGUGAAACAGAUUCGGAGGAAAGUAGUUCUGAUGAUGACAGUGGGGAUGAUGAAAUUGAAAGUGGUGACAAUUAUCGCGAUGAUGGAAACAACAGUGAAAAGCCGUUCUCUCAUGUUCAAGAAUCUAUUUCCGGCAAGGAUAAUAUUCAGGAAAAACAAAAAGGAAAAGGUCAUUCCAAAAAACGUCCAAGGAUAGUUGAGCUAUCAUGAGCCUAACGAGUUUUUAGAAUUGCGUCUAGUCACAAUACAUUUAUUCAUCUGGGGUUGGAGUUUUCUGUAUGACUUACUCGUUGAAAUAUAACCCCACAAUGGCCACAUCAAUGAGAAUACAGUGGGAAAAUUCCAAACUAGUACCAUUGUAUUUACGACCUCUCUGUCAGGGAUAGGUAAUGAAGUAACAAGACUUGCUACUAGGCUUUAUUGUAGAGAUCUUUAUGCCCCCUAUAGAAAUAUUUAAAUUGUUGCGAACGUGCAUUAUUUAAGUUA